Molecule: messenger RNA, 3063 nt
Organism: Chroicocephalus ridibundus (black-headed gull)
Lineage: Eukaryota; Metazoa; Chordata; Aves; Charadriiformes; Laridae
Gene: CORO2B
Product: coronin 2B
Exons: 13
Coding region: 415-1995 (526 amino acids)
Molecular function (GO): actin filament binding
Source: RefSeq, a predicted model, not a curated record
GGGUGACAUCACCGCCGCCGCCGCGCCGAGGACCGACCGCUUCGGCUGCUCGCCCGGGCGGGCGGCGGAGGGCUGCGGGCUCCCCGCUCUGCUGCCGCCGGCUCCUCCGCAGCAGCAGCCUGUGUGUCGUCCCCCCCCCCGCCCCUCCCACCCCGCCCGGCCUCCUUCUUCUUCUUCUUCUUUAUUUUUUAUCCCCCCCCCCUUUCUCUCCCCUCUCCGCGCAUCUCCUCCCCCCCCAUCCGCCCCUUUCCCGGCCGCCCGCGGAGCUCCCUCUCCCCUCCGCGACUUCCCGCAUGACUGUCACCAAGGGUCGAGGAGCGCCCACGGUUCCCUGAGCCCCGCGGCCGUCCCUGGGUGUCAGGAGGCGCCCCACCAGCCACUGGAGCAGAGCAGGGCAGAGCUUUUGUCGAGUCAAUGAGAGACCUCCACAAGUCUAGCGUGCUGGGAAGCAAGCACGGCAGCCUGAUGUCAUGGCGCCCGCAGUACCGCAGCUCCAAGUUUCGGAACGUCUACGGGAAAGUGGCGAGCCGGGAGCACUGCUUCGACGGCAUCCCCAUCACCAAGAACGUCCAUGACAACCACUUCUGCGCCGUCAAUGCCCGCUUCCUCGCCAUCGUGACGGAGAGCGCCGGCGGGGGCUCCUUCCUCGUCAUCCCCCUCGAGCAGACAGGCCGGAUCGAACCAAACUACCCCAAAGUUUGUGGUCACCAGGGCAACGUGCUGGACAUCAAGUGGAAUCCCUUCAUUGAGAACAUCAUUGCAUCAUGCUCCGAAGACACCUCGGUGCGGAUCUGGGAGAUCCCCGAAGGCGGCCUGAAGAGGAACAUGACGGAGGCCGUCCUGGAGCUGUACGGGCACAGCCGGCGCGUCGGCCUCGUCGAGUGGCACCCUACCACCAACAACAUCCUCUUCAGCGCCGGCUAUGACUAUAAGGUCCUCAUCUGGAACCUGGACAUCGGGGAGCCGGUGAAGAUGAUCGACUGCCACACGGACGUCAUCCUCUGCAUGUCCUUCAACACGGACGGCAGCCUCCUGGCCACCACCUGCAAGGACAAGAAGCUGCGGGUGGUGGAGCCGCGGUCCGGCAGGGUCCUGCAGGAGGCCAGCUGCAAGAACCACCGCGUCAACCGGGUGGUCUUCCUGGGCAGCACGAAGCGGCUGCUGACGACGGGGGUGUCGCGCUGGAACACGCGGCAGAUCGCGCUCUGGGACCAGGAAGACCUGUCCAUGCCCCUGAUAGAGGAGGAGAUCGACGGGCUCUCGGGUCUCCUCUUCCCUUUCUACGAUGCCGACACGCACAUGCUGUACCUGGCGGGCAAGGGCGAUGGCAACAUUCGGUACUACGAGAUUGGCUCGGAAAAGCCCUACUUGAGUUAUCUCAUGGAGUUUCGCUCCCCGGCCCCGCAGAAAGGACUGGGGGUGAUGCCGAAGCACGGGCUGGACGUGUCAGCCUGCGAGGUCUUUCGUUUCUACAAGCUCAUCACCCUCAAGGGGCUGAUCGAACCCAUCUCGAUGAUCGUGCCGAGGAGGUCAGAAACGUACCAAGAGGACAUUUACCCGAUGACGCCGGGUACGGAACCAGCCCUCACGCCGGAUGAAUGGCUGAGCGGGGUGAACCGAGGUAAAGCCGCCGGGGGGGAUGGCAGGGAGCCCCGAGAACGGCCGGGCAGCGGGACGGGGCCGCAGCCCCCCCUGACCCCCUCCCCUGCUCUGCCCCGCUCAGAUCCCAUCCUGAUGUCGCUGAAGGAGGGCUACAAGAAGACAUCCAAAAUCGUCUUCAAGGCACCGGUGAGGGAGAAGAAGAGUGUUGUCGUUAAUGGCAUAGACCUGCUGGAGAACGUGCCGCCCCGGACAGAGAACGAGCUCCUUCGGAUGUUCUUCCGGCAGCAGGACGAGAUCCGGCGGCUGAAGGACGAGCUCUCGCAGAAAGACAUACGCAUCCGACAGCUACAGCUGGAGCUGAAAAACUUACGUAACAGCCCGAAGAAUAAUUAACUUCCAGGGACGUUUUAUAAAUAAACUCUCUUUGUUUAUACUCGCUCUUUAAUUUUAUUGUAUCCACUUACACAGAAUACGAGCCAGAAGUCAAGUGACCUGCCAAGAGCCCACUCGCUAACUGGAAACACGUCCUCCUAGUCUCGCCUAGCGCUAAAACCGCCGUAACCGAAAGCCACUGCAUGAGAGAGGGCUGGGGGUGGGGGGGCGCCCGCCCCGGCCGUGGGCUUGGAGUAAGUAGAGGAGCAGUGUCCCCUCCGUCGGGAUUCACGGGAACUGGGGGGGAGCCCAAGCGGCGGUGACCCCCCUCCCCGGGAAAGCGCGAUGCUUCGUUGCUGUUAAAUUUUUUUUCCUAUGCAAAAAUGUGAGGGCGGGUGCAGAACUGGAAUGGGGCGGGGGGUCGGAAGGGCUUCAUUUAUAAAAUCGGGCAGCCUGGGACCCUUCCCGUGGUGGGGGUGCUGCCGGGGACGGGGGCAGGAGCAGCCUGUGAGUGUCCCCAGGCUCCGGCCCGGGGAAAGGAGCUGCUCCGUGUGUGCGCACCCAUGCACGCGCACCCAUAUCCUUCUUUAAAUUAAAAAAAAAAUAAAAAUAAAAAGAGGCUGGGUUUCCUAACCCCAGAGGGAUUUUUUUUUUCGCUCCCUCCGCCUCUGCGCAGAGGGACUUUCCCUCCUCCUUCCCGCUGGGACGCGCCAGCGCCGUGGGGAGUGGGGAGGAUGCCCCCGGGAUGGACCCUGCAGGUGCUGGAGCUGUGCGGGCACUCGGUGGGUUCAGCACCUCUGUACAAUCAUGGGGUUUUUUUUUUUGUGGAUUAGGCCUGUAGCACAGGGAACAACACCAAAUACUGCUAGUUUACUGAUAUAUAUAUAUAUAUAUCUCUAUAUAUGUAUAUUUUCACUAAAUCAAGUUGCUGAACUGCCCAGCACUACCAGUGCGAGUUUCUCCUCCCCGUUAACUGCCGCUGUGCCCCGCGCCCGCCGCUUGCCCCUCUUUACGUUCCACGUGCUGUCGUUGCCUAUUAUUUAUGUUACCAUGGAAUAGUGAUGAAAUAAAAUGUUUUCAAGAUACCAA